AUGACCUCCACCUCUGAGAUAACUGGUGAUCUCGCCAAACUGGGCAUAUCGUCCAAAGUCUCGCAGAUUGUAAAAGACAGUAAGUCCUGGGAGGAUCUUCUCAAGGCUGUUACUAUUGAAAUUGAUGCUUCAUCAGAUGCCACUUUUUCAGACCUUGUUUCUGGCUCAUAUACUUUCAAAGAUUCGAAAACACCAACUCCUCGUUCAGUUCUUCCGCGUGUCGUUGCCUCCAGUCCUACAAACCGCACAGCCUUUGUGACUUUUUUAGAUACCCGGCCAGAUUUGGUUUCUUUGUACGCUGAUUUGGUAGCCAAAAGCGAUGAUUCGGGCGAUGCACUGGCUCCAGUUUUCCCUCAGCUUGCCACCAAAACUCAGCGAAAGUUUCUAGAUGUAGCAACUGGUUCGCUCAAGGGUGAAAAGCCCGGUUCCAAAUCUUCUUUGGCUCAUCUUCGAAUCAUUUCCUCAUACUUUGCAUCUCCACGACUUCAAAAAACAACCUCAGAUGAUGAUGAAAUCAAAUACAUUAAAGAAAGUCGCCACAAACUUUUAUCACUUUUGGCACCUUAUGCUGACCGCAGACUGCCUCCCCAAUGGGUGUCACCAGUAGCUCUAGUUCUUGUCAAACUGCUAGAACUUGACUACGAUGGUACUACUGAAACAGUGCAGAGUCUUGUCGAUGACCUACUUCUUGUAUCUGGUCCUUCCGAGGCUAAUGCCGAUUCAAACCUUUUAAUCCAAGCAUUUUCUAUCACUUCACUGCUUUUCCACGUGGACAAGGAUGUAGGGUAUUCUGUUUUUUCGAGCGACGCAAUUGCCGCUCAACACAAGCUUUUUGAUACCACAGCAGCAAAACCAUCACCAUUACUUGCUUCUGAAGAUGUUGUCAUUGCAGCCAUGGACCUUUUGUCAUCAGCAUGUGUCCACAAGGAGGCUCGCAAUAUAGUCAAGGAGCGGUUUCUUGGAAUGGUUAAGUAUGCAUUUGAGCUUUCUGGAAAAACAUCCGUUACAGUUCUUGCAGCUUCUGUACUUGUCAAGACCACUUAUGCCAACGCUCAACCAAAGAUACCCGGCCAAAAACCACAAGAAGAUGAAGACCAUAUUGAUCUCAAGACAUUGUCACUUGUAUUUGAAGAACAGGUGGAAAAGACUCCAUAUACCAAAGAUGAAACUCCAGAAGAUCACAUGGCCAAGUUCAUCUACGGAACUGCUCUUGAGGGUCUUGCAUUUACGUCCCUCAAGCUGGAUACCAAGAUGCGUGUGGUUGCCAGUUCCAAUAUUUUAAAAAACUUAGUUACAGUUGUUAAAAGCACUAAGGAAGGCCCUUGGGUUUACUGUGCACUGAGCAUCUUUGAGAAUGUGACGACAUAUGCACCCAAAGUUACAGAGGAACAAAAACGCGUCGACAAGCUCAAGGAGUAUGCUGAGGGCGGAGGAAAAGAUGGGGCCAAGGAUGAAAAUAAGCAAAAGCAUGAGCCGGACUCAUUGGUUGCCAUUCGAUGCAAAAAGGUUCUAGCUACCGACAUUGUUUCUGUACUUGCAACAAACUCUCCUAGUUUUACACGUGCGGCAUGCAACACCACGGCUCGUCUACUGCGUAAUCUGUCCACCGAUAAAGCCCAGCGCGGGUUGUUUGUGCAGCAAGGUGGAUUGACAGUUUUGUUGUACUUGGUUCUACCGAAAGUCGAAAAAAAGGAAGUUUCAUGGGAAGACUUUCGGGUUGAUCCGCGGGAGGUUGUGGUGGCCACCUCUGGGCUUGCGCGUGCACUCAUUUCGAUCGACCCGAAACUGGCAUUUGGUACCAAAAUCUCGCCUGCUGUGGCCAUCCAGCCAUUGGUACGCCAACUUUCCAAUGCGGGGAAUAUCGGAUCAUCAGGCCGUAGUGUUCUUGAUACCCCCCAGCAGCUCUCUGAUAUUCCUCUUCUUGAUGUGUUUGAAGCUCUGUUGGCUCUGACAAACCUCGCCAGUGUCGAUGAGAAAUGUGCCGGAUUGAUUGUGCACAUAGCAUGGGAAAAGCUUGAGAUUUUGCUUGUUUCUGGCAACGAACUUGUCCAACGAGCAGCCGUUGAACUGCUGUGUAACUUGGCUGCAUCCCCUCAGUGCGCAGCCAAGUUCUUUGAUCCCGCUACUAAGGCCUCUGGUACAAGUCGUCUGCGUCUGCUUGCAGCUCUGGCCGAUAUUGACGAUCUGCCGGUACGGUUGGCGGCGACUGGUGCGAUUGCGAUGCUUUCUGAGUGGGGCCCAGCAGCUGUUGUACCUCUACGCGAGUCGGAGCCUAUUGUGGAUCGCUUGUUGCAGCUUUUGCACGAGGAAACUGACGGUGGAGUUAUGGUGCGUGUUUUAACGGCACUUGGAAAUAUGCUAGGCAACAAUGACUCUGUUCCUGCGGACCCGAAGUUUUUUGGACGGUUGCAGGCGGAGGUGCCGGCGCUCCAGUCUGUUGGUGCACGGACGGGAGAUGGGGAUGCGGCUGAGCUUUGUUCGGAGCUUGUGGCGGUGCUUCGGUGA
Molecule: messenger RNA, 2505 nt
Organism: Magnusiomyces paraingens
Lineage: Eukaryota; Fungi; Ascomycota; Dipodascomycetes; Dipodascales; Dipodascaceae
Exons: 1
Coding region: 1-2505 (834 amino acids)
Source: RefSeq, a predicted model, not a curated record